AAAAAGAUCAUGACGACCACCGUUAUUAUCAUUAUCUUCGUUGCCAUCUUCGCUACGACUCUUCACGACGCCAGAGGAGCAACCAUGGAACCGUGUCUCGAAUCAAUGAAGACUGCUUCGCUUCCUGAUCUUCCGUAUGCUUAUGAUGCGCUAGAGCCAGCAAUCAGUGAGGAGAUCAUGCGGCUACACCAUCAGAAACACCACCAGACUUAUGUCACUCAGUACAACAAAGCCCUCAACAGCCUUCGUUCUGCCAUGGCUGACGGUGAUCACUCCUCCGUCGUCAAACUCCAAAGCCUCAUCAAGUUCAACGGCGGAGGGCACGUUAACCAUGCAAUCUUCUGGAAAAACCUAGCCCCGGUUCAUGAAGGAGGUGGCAAACCACCGCAUGAUCCUUUGGCUUCGGCGAUCGAUGCUCAUUUCGGAUCACUAGAAGGAUUGAUCCAAAAAAUGAACGCGGAAGGCGCUGCUGUACAGGGAUCUGGAUGGGUGUGGUUUGGAUUAGACAGAGAGCUUAAGAGACUUGUCGUUGAAACCACAGCCAACCAGGAUCCAUUGGUGACUAAGGGAUCACACCUAGUUCCUCUAAUUGGGAUUGACGUGUGGGAGCAUGCCUACUAUCCACAGUACAAGAAUGCAAGAGCGGAGUACUUGAAGAACAUAUGGACUGUAAUCAACUGGAAAUAUGCAGCGGACGUCUUCGAGAAGCACACUCGUGAUCUUGAUAUUAACUGAGUUUUAUAUGUCUGUAGUAGCUUUUGUUUUUUGGGUUUCUUGUCUUGUUGAUAAAUACGGCAGUACCGAAGAUGCAAUAUUAAGUUUAAGAUGCUAUGUAUGUACCUUGGAAAAUAACGUUUGUUAAGCUUUUUUUUCUUGUUUUAGAAGUAAAAAUAAAAAUAAAUCUAUAUUUCUUUUGCUCUGGUUUGACUAAAUGAAAUAUUUGU
Molecule: messenger RNA, 944 nt
Organism: Arabidopsis thaliana (thale cress)
Lineage: Eukaryota; Viridiplantae; Streptophyta; Magnoliopsida; Brassicales; Brassicaceae
Product: Iron/manganese superoxide dismutase family protein
Exons: 6
Coding region: 10-735 (241 amino acids)
Biological process (GO): superoxide metabolic process; removal of superoxide radicals
Cellular component (GO): mitochondrial matrix
Molecular function (GO): metal ion binding; superoxide dismutase activity
Source: RefSeq, marked reviewed